Molecule: messenger RNA, 6782 nt
Organism: Thalassophryne amazonica
Lineage: Eukaryota; Metazoa; Chordata; Actinopteri; Batrachoidiformes; Batrachoididae
Product: kinesin-like protein KIF13B
Exons: 41
Coding region: 243-6128 (1961 amino acids)
Biological process (GO): regulation of protein localization; microtubule-based movement
Cellular component (GO): adherens junction
Molecular function (GO): cell adhesion molecule binding; microtubule binding; ATP binding
Source: RefSeq, a predicted model, not a curated record
GGUAAUCUGACAGUAAAUCCUUUGAGCUGCCGCUUGGACAUCAUGGCUCGACUCUGCGGAAACUUUCAGGAAAUGCAGCAGGUGGAAGGAAGACGACAAUGAGCAGUCAGUAAGUGUGCGCGCGCGCUGGUUUAUCGGCGGCACUGACGGUAUUUGACCGUGUUUGUUGUCCAGCUCGCUGCGGUGUCGGUGAAGUACUUUGGAGGAAACAGCUGCACACUUUGACACGGUCAGGUGGCACCAUGGAUGACGGCAGCAUCAAUGCCUCCAACGUAAAAGUUGCUGUCCGGGUUCGAACCAUGAGCAGGAGAGAAAAGGACUUGAAUACAAAAUGUGUGGUGGAGAUGGUGGAGAACCAGACACUUCUGCAUCCAGCUAGCACCAGUGUGAGCAAAGCAGACCCGAGGAAUCAACCAAAGGUUUUUGCUUAUGAUUACUGCUUCUGGUCGAUGGACAACUCUCAAACGGAUAAAUUUGCAGGUCAGGAUGUCGUGUUCCAGUGCCUUGGUGAGAGUCUGCUGGACAACGCCUUCAUGGGCUACAACGCCUGCAUCUUUGCUUACGGACAGACAGGCUCGGGGAAGUCGUACACCAUGAUGGGUUCAGAGGAGCAGCCUGGCCUUAUUCCUCGGCUCUGCAGCUCCCUGUUCACCAGGAUCGUUCAGGAGGCGCGAGAAGGAGAGAGCUUCACAGUGGAGGUCUCCUACAUGGAAAUCUAUAACGAGAAAGUCCGAGACCUGCUGGACCCCAAAGGAAGUCGGCAGGCGCUGAGAGUGAGAGAGCACAGUGUUUUUGGUCCUUACGUCGAUGGCCUCUCUCAGCUCGCUGUGGCCAGCUAUAAGGACAUCGAGUCUCUGAUGUCUGAGGGAAAUAAAUCUCGCACAGUGGCAGCCACAAACAUGAACGAGGAGAGCAGCAGAUCCCACGCUGUGUUCAAUGUCAUCCUCACGCACACGCUCACAGACCUGCAGUCCGGGACGAGUGGUGAGAAGGUCAGUAAACUGAGCCUGGUGGACCUCGCCGGGAGUGAGCGAGCAGCAAAGACGGGCACGGCAGGAGAAAGACUGAAAGAAGGCAGCAACAUCAACAAGUCUCUAAGUACUCUGGGGUUGGUGAUCUCGGCCUUGGCCGAUCAGGGAGCAGGAAGGAACAAAAGCAAGUUUGUUCCCUACAGAGACUCUGUGCUCACAUGGCUGCUCAAGGACAGCUUGGGCGGUAACAGCCGCACCGCCAUGGUCGCCACCAUCAGCCCGGCAGCAGACAGCUAUGAUGAGACUCUGUCCACACUGCGUUACGCCGACAGGGCCAAGAGUAUCGUCAACCACGCCGUGGUCAAUGAAGACCCCAACGCCAGGAUCAUCCGAGAGCUCCGAGAGGAAGUGGAGAAACUGCGAGAGCAGCUGACCGAGGCGGAGUCCAUGAAGGCCACCGAGCUGAAGGAGCGGCUGGAGGAGUCAGAGAAACUGAUUCAGGAAAUGACAAUCACCUGGGAGGACAAACUGAGAAAGACUGAGGCCGUGGCACAGGAGCGGCAGAAGCAGCUGGAGAGUUUGGGGAUUUCCUUGCAGUCCUCUGGCAUCAGAGUGGUGGAUGACAAGUGCUUCCUGGUCAACCUUAAUGCUGACCCCGCCCUCAACGAACUGCUGGUCUACUACCUUAAGGAGCACACGCGGGUGGGGUCGGCUAACUCGCAGGACAUCCAACUGUGUGGGAUGGCCAUCAAUCCUGAGCACUGCCUCAUCGAAAUCACGGUGGACAGCGGCGUGGUGCUCACACCGCACCGUAACGCUCGAACAUGUGUAAACGGUGCCUUAGUUACCAGCGCAGUCCAGCUUCAUCACGGAGACCGAAUCCUGUGGGGCAACAACCACUUCUUCAGGAUCAGCCUGCCGCGGCACAUGGUUCACGCCGGGCGUGAGGAUGAGGAGGAAGAUGCUCAGAUGAAGACUUGUUUAAGCACCGACAGACUGGAGGUGGACUUGGACGCAGUCAGCGACAUAUCGAGUGAGCUGAGCUUCAGCUACGAGUUCGCUCAAGCUGAAGUCAUGAUGAAAGGCAUGUGCAGCAACGAUCCCUUGCAGUCUGUGCUCCAAACCCUGGAGAGGCAGUACGAGGAAGAGAAGCGCUACGCCCUCGAACGCCAGAGGCAGAUGUAUGAACAAGAGCUACAGCAGCUCCGCCGGCGACUCCACCCUGACAAGUCAUCGUCUCUCCUGGAUCCGACGGGUCUCGCAGCCCAAACAGGACCAUUGUCCGCCUCCCACAAACGGAUGCGUCGAUGGAGUGAGGACAGAGAAGCAAUGAUAACUCGCAGCCUCCGUCGCCUCAGGGGGCAGAUAGUCCGGGCCAACGUGCUGGCCCGGGAGGCCGGCUUCAUCGCUGAGGAGCUCAACAAGAAAACUGAGUACCUGGUCACUCUGCAGAUACCUGCUGCCAACCUGGAUGCCAACAAGAAGCGUGACGUGGUGUUGAGUGAACCAGCCAUCCAGGUUCGUCGUAAAGGUAAAGGGAAGCAAAUCUGGGCUCUGGAGAAGAUGGAGAACAGGCUGGUGGACAUGAGGGAACUCUACCAGGAGUGGAAGGACUUUGACGACGACAACCAUGUGAUGCGUUCUUAUUUCAAACGUGCCGACCCGUUCUUUGAUGAGCAGGAGAACCACAGUCUGAUUGGCGUGGCCAACGUUUUCCUGGCGUGUCUUUUCUUCGAUGUCAAGCUGCAGUAUGCAGUUCCCAUCAUCAACCAGAAGGGGGAGGUGACGGGUCGGCUCCAUGUAGAGGUGUGGCGGGGAACAGAGACUCCAGGAGAUGAGGGUCCAGGACUGACAGACGCUCAGGCCGGCACAGACGGAGACUCACAAGAGCGUAAACUGGACUGCAUGGUCAAAAUUCUCCAGGCCACUGGUCUUCCUCGCCAUCUGUCCAACUUUGUCUUCUGCCAGUAUCACUUCUGGGGCCAGGAGGAGGCCAUUUUUGUGGCCCCAGAGGUGGAGCUGUCAAGCCCCUCCCCCACCUCUAGAGACCCUCAGUGCACUGUGGUCUUCAACAGCUCCAAGGAGUUUUUGGUGCCGGUGUCCGAGGACUUUGUGGAGUUUUUGGCAGAAGGUGCGGUGGCAAUUGAAGUGUACGGUCACAAACAGGCCAAUCAUCGGCGGAACCUGGCACUGUGGGACCUCGGAGUGAUUCAGGCCAAAACCCGAUCCCUCAGAGAGAGGUGGAGCGAGGUGACGCGCCGGCUGGAGUUGUGGGUGCAGUUGAUGGAACUGAAUGAGGUGGGCGAGUUCACGGCUGUUGAGGUCCUUCCUGCGAAAGAUGUUCGCACCGGAGGAAUAUUCCAGCUCAGACAGGGUCAGUCCCACCGGGUGCAGGUAGAAGUGCGUUCAGUACCAGAGUCAGGCACCAUGCCACUCAUUGCCACCUCCAUCCUCGCCAUCUCCAUCGGAGAUGUAAAGAUCAGACAGGCACAUCCCUCCAAGCACAACCAAUUCCAAUGGGCAGGUGAAGAACUGGACAGCUACCAGGAGUUGGACCUGGAGAGGAUUCGGCAGCAGUGGUUGGCCACGCUCACUCAGAGACAAGAGUAUCUGGACCAUCAGCUGCAGAAGAUCGUCUCCAAACCAGACAAAUCGGAGGAUGACGUCGAACGGGAGUCCCAGCUGCUGGAGUGUCGUCUGACGCUCACAGAGGAACGCAACGCUGUCCUGGUGCCGGCUGCUGGCAGCGGCAUUCCCGGAGCUCCAGCAGAGAGAGUUCCUGUCCCAGGAAUGGAAACGCACAUUCCGGUGCUGUUCCUGGACCUCAGCGCUGAUGAUUUCCAGUCCAGUCUUUCAGCCCCGCUGUCUGGAGGUCUGGACGCGAUGCUCAACGGGGAGGUUGGCGAUGACGACUUCUUCGACCUUCAUAUCGUCAGACACUAUGAUCCAGAGCUGAAGGUGGAGGCGUCCUGGGAUUCAACAGUCCACGAUUGCCCACAACUCAGCCGUGUGUUGUCAGCUGAUCAGAGAGUUUACCUCACGAUCCGUGCAGUUGUUCUGCUCAGCCACCCGGCCCAAAUGCAGCUGAUCCUCAGGAAACGCAUCUGUGUGAACCUCACCGGUAGACAGGGUUUUGCUCAAAGCCUGCUGAAAAGGAUGUCGCACCGCAGCACCAUCCCCGGCUGUGGAGUCACAUUCGACAUAGUCUCCAACAUUCCAGGAGACAUCCAAGGUCCAGAGGACAGGGACAUGCUGGCCCGGCUGGCCGCCAGCACUGAGGACAAUCAGUCACCUGACAGCGAGGCGGCCAUAGAGAAAUACCUGCGUAGCGUCCUGGCUGUGGAGAACGUCCUCACACUGGACAAGCUCCGACAGGAGGUUGCUGUGAGGGAACAUCUGGCUGUCAAACAAAAAGCUCCCAGACGGUGCCUCAGCUCCCCGUACAUGAGGCGGCUGUCAGACGGCAGUGUUUUUCUCUCCUCUUCUACUCAUAAACUCAUCGACUUCAAGGACUCAGAAGGUCAGCAGGUCGCCUCUGCAGCGCCCCCUCAGUCCAGACGCACCCUGCCCGGCUCAGAAUCACAGAACCGGAGCCCAGAAACGGGCUCUGCUGCUUCUUCUCUCCUUCCAGUGAAGGUGGUGCCUAAACUGAUGAAGUCACUGCUUCCUGGUGGAAAGGAAGACCAGACCGCUGUACCACAGCAGAGUUUGCCUCGCAUCCUUGUGCAGUCGGCCAGUGUCGGAGAAGAGCUGAGCGAACAGCAAGUUCCUCCAUCCAUCCAAGCAGAGAGUCGCCGAUCUGUACCCCUUCCACCGCCAAUCAUCCCAGACAUGGACGACUUCCCUCCCAGCCCACUGAGCGAUUUGUCAAGCAAAUACACCUCAACAAAGCUGUCAGAUGUCUACAAGCUGAGUUGGGAUCUGCCUCCUUCCCCCACUGCAGGCGAGGACUCAAUGGAAGCUCCUUUCCUUCCUUCAGUCUCCAUGAUAACACACUCCAACAGUCAUCCCAAACCUCUUCUGGAUCAGUCGCAGCCUCUAAAGUUGCCAUCACCAACUCCUCCAUGGCCCCAACUGGAGUUAAACCAGGACACCUUGGUUCCGCGAAAACAGGAUUCCUGUGUUAACAAGCUGAAUCCAGAUAAAGAAUUACAAGAUUUACCAUCUGACCAAGAACAAGUGGUUAGUUCAGAAGAACUGUCAUCAGCACAAGAUGAUGAAACCAAUCCAUCAAUGGAAACAUCACCACCCCUCACCGACAACCCUAAACUCUCUGUGGCAGAAGAACCCGAAAUGAAAUCUGAACUUCCAAUCCAAGAUCAAGCACAGCCGCCUGCACAGAAAGUUCGUCAGUUAGAAAUGCUGUUGGACCAAACGUCUUCAGAGACUGUUCCAAAUCUGGUCCCACCAUUGUCUGAAAUAUCCACGCCUGCUUCUGGUCUGGCCUGGUUUGAGGAGCUGAAGGCUUCAGAUGCAAACAGAACAUCCACCCCAGGCGCACGCAAAGUCCAACACGAAGACCAACCUCCCGAUCAAGAUGCUCCGUCCUGCCUUCAGCCUUCCAAAGCUGCCGCCUUAGCAGUCAACCCCUUCAAGAUCCAGAGAGUGAAGACAUCUGGUCUGAAGUCCUUCCAGCAGAUCCUGGGUGAGGAUGAGGAGAAGCCGGGGAAAGCAGACAAGUCUGGCAAGAUCGGAGCCGGACUCCAUCUCUCUGUGCCAAUGGAAAGCCUGGAAAUCAUCUCUGAUUCAGAAGGAGAGGCACCUGUGGUGACUGUUGUUCCUGAUUGGCUGAAAGAAGGAGAGUUUGUGAGCGUGGGAACCAAUAAGAGCGGCAUAGUCCGUUAUGUGGGUCCCACAGAUUUUGCAGAGGGCACCUGGGUGGGAGUGGAACUGGAGGUACCAGCAGGAAAAAACGACGGCUCUGUCGGCGGCAAACACUACUUUCACUGUAACCCUGGUUACGGGUUGCUGGUGAGGCCCAGCAGGGUUAGCCGGACCGGGGCCAAACGUCGCCAGCAACAGCAGAAGCGGCGCAGCGCCAACCUGUCUACUUCCAGCCCAAACCUGGCAGCACUGACGGUUCUGGCCAAGGGUGAGGGGGGCGGGGCAUCAUCGGGUCACAGCAAAGGAGAGAACAGGAAGUCCUGGAACACCUGAGAGAUUUGAGGCGGGUUCAUCUCUGUCUGUGCAGGUAAACGGACGCCCACUGCGCUGCCUCGCGUGGUUCUCAAGAACGCCAUCUUCUGGUUAGUUUGGGCCGAUUUUUACUGCAGCAACUGAAUGUUUUAUCGGAAAACGUGAACAUUUUGAGCAAACUUUGCUGUAAACGUUUCAAAGUUCUACCAACAAUCGCGAUCAGCAUCGUGACUUUGACAUGGGAAGCUGCUAUUUUAAAGAAAAAGUAUUUGUGGAUAUGUGGCUAAAUAUUUAAAGUUCCAAGACUCCACACAGGCAGACAUUUCUCCUUUGUGCCUUCGAGCAAAUUGUUUGUUGAACAUGUUUGCUCUCAAAGAUGCAAAACCUACUGAUAUUUAUGCAAAUUUAGUUUUUAGAUAUUUUUAAUCAGCUUUUCCUGUUUGAGUCAUUAUGAAGUGGUACCAGUUUGUGUGAUUUCAGUAUUUUGUAUGUGAUCGGGGUGUUUUAAGGGAUUUUAUUUGUACCACAUUGAGGAUUUGGUUUGGCAAAUAAUUUACACAUGUGUAAUUUGACAUGACGCUUGUUUAUUUAUUGAAAGAUAGCCAGAUUUUAUUGAUGAAAUCUAAAUCAGCUUUUCUAUCAGUGAUUUAUAAUAAAAGUCUUUUUGCCAACCAA